This is a messenger RNA of Candidula unifasciata, 1698 nucleotides long. The record is from the annotation of a GenBank genome assembly. Lineage: Eukaryota; Metazoa; Mollusca; Gastropoda; Stylommatophora; Geomitridae.
AUGACCUCGCAGGUUGUUUUGAGUGCUGCUCUAGUGGUGGCAUUAUUUAGCAAUGCCAUUUUGUUGUUUGUUCUGAUUUUACAGCUUUCAAAUACGGACAUGUUCAAAAAUCAACGCCAAAUUGCGCACGAUGUUGCCCACAGUUCUGGAAAUCAAUUUUCUGAUUUUACUGACCAUCAAGUUAACCCAGAUUACGCUAAUUUACAAAAUAAAUUACUGGGAACAGAGAAUGAACAGGUCGCUUACACCUCUAGUAAUGUCUGGCAAAAUGAAGACAGAGACAAAACGUAUUUCGGUCUUCGGUUUUUCAAAAGACCGCCGUUGGAUCCAGUCAACUAUUUUAGAAAAGGAAAGGAGGAUUUAGCAGAGAUUUCGGAUAAUUCUGAUUACGUGAAUCGAAGCGAAGAACAGCUUAAAGCUUUCAUGAAGUAUUUUCGACAGCAAAAUGAUAAUGUGUUUGUUCGUUGGAAAGACUGGUUGCAGCUGGAUAAGAUGCAAACCAAUUAUGAAAUGAACGGCCAAGAUUUAACAGACACAAAAGAAGUGAACUAUUUAGACAAAAACGCCGUUGAUGAUGAUGAUAUCAGACAUUACCCGAGGUUUGUAGAUUUAUUUCGCGAUGAAUCCCCCAGUUCAAAUCUUCAGACUCCAAGAUAUUUAAAGUCUUUUAAGAGAAGCAGGAGAGAAGCAGAUGUUCCGUCAAACAAGACUUCGACUGUUGGAAAAGCAUCUGUACACGGAGUGCACGAGAUAUUUUCUACCUUCUCCGACAGCGAACUGGCCAAGUUUGAUCCUUCAGUUUAUGACCUGCUGAUCCCAGCUCUUGUGCACUUCGAGACGAUGGCAAUCAGAGAGUUGGAGAGUCUACGUUCCAUCGUCAUCUCCAUGGACUUGAGACUUGAAACUCUAGAGAAUUCCAUGCUGAACUUUGCUAGAGGCUAUGGUAUGGAGCCACAAGCGGACCCAACAGAUAACAAGUCGGAGCCAGACAUUUCAUCUCAUAUUCUCAACAAAAAGGAAGGAUUUCUACCGGCAACGAACGAUUCACAAAUAUUUGAAGUACAUUUGGACACAGAAGGCAGUGGCGACGUGGACAGGGAGCAAGUGCCAACAACUCGACCACCACAAACAACGACAAUGCACAACGUGGCUUUCUACGACAUGUACCGUAUUUUGAGCACACUAGAACAGAAGGUUAUGGCCCUUGAAAACUACAACGUCAUGAGUGACUCCGAGCUGACCAGAGUCCGCUCUGAAGUGGUCAAGAUGGACGAUAAGGUCACAGAGUUGGACCGUCGGCAGAGAAACCUGCAGAUCCGAACCUCCAUGCACACGCAGAAGAUCACGGAGUUGGAAGUGUACAUGAGCAAGAGUGAGCUGGGGAUCCACACGGCCCUGGACGCUUACGGCAGGGUCAACUCCAAGCUGGAUGCCUUUAAGGACAAACUCACGGAGUUAAAGAAUGAUUUGCAAGCUGUAACCGGCCAGUUUGGACGCCAUGAUCAAAUAACCAAUGAGCUGCGAGCUGCAGAUUCUUACAAAGCUCACGAUAUACAGGAGAUGCGCAAAUCUGUGUUCAGCAUCGAGGGCAGACUGAACGGUCUCUACCGAGUGCUUGACCUCAACCUGGACACUGUCCGCAGCGACCUGCGAGCCAUGCUGGACAGACUGUGUGCCAACAACAAACUUGCCUGCUGA